CUCAUUACUGUUAGGAUUUGGAAUUUGGAUAUCUCGAAGCAAAUCCGAAUCCAUUCCGGGCAACCAUGAACGAAAAGAACAGGAGCUACCCGGAACCCAUAUCUCCGAGCAAAACUCGAAUAGGAUGGAUCGGCAUCGGCGUGAUGGGCGGAGCUAUGGCGUCCCGCCUCUUAUCCGCCGGCUACGGCGUCACUGUCUACGCUCGCACGCCCUCUAAGGCGUCCACUCUGCAAACCCUAGGCGCGCGAUUAGCCGGUUCUCCGGCGGAGGUCGCGCGGAUCAGCGACGUCGUAUUCACCGUCCUCGGACACCCCUCAGAUGUUCGACGAAUUGUCUUAGAGGGACCGGACUGCAUCCUCUCCUCCCUCAACCCUAACGGCGUCGUAGUCGAUCACACCAGCAGUGACCCGAAGCUCGCCAGGCGAAUUGCCCAUUCCGCCCGCGAAAUCAACUGCUGGGCGGUCGAUGCCCCCGUUUCCGGCGGCGACACCGGAGCAAAAGAGGGGAAACUGGCCAUCUUCGCCGCCGGGAACGAAGGUGUCGUGAACUGGUUGAAGCCGUUAUUCGACUUGAUGGGGGAUGUGACGUACAUGGGCGGACCCGGAAAGGGGCAGAGCUGCAAGAUUGCGAAUCAGAUCACAGUGGGAGCAAACCUGUUAGGGUUGAGUGAGGGUCUGGUUUUCGCAGAAAAGGCUGGGAUCGAUAAAGGCGAGUUCUUGGAGGCGAUUAGGGGUGGGGCGGCAGGGUCGAUGGUAAUGGAGUUGUUUGGGAAGAGGAUGGUGGAGAGGGACUUUAGGGCCGGCGGGUUUGCGGAGUACAUGGUGAAGGACAUGGGAAUGGGGGUGGGUGUUGGGGCGGCGGCGGCGGAGGAGGAGGAGGAGGAGAUGGUGGUGGUGUUGCCUGGUGCAGCAUUGGGGAAACAGAUGUUUGCAGGAAUGGUGGCUAAUGGAGAUGGGAAGCUUGGGACUCAAGGGCUUAUCACUGUGAUAGAAAGGCUUAAUUGGAAGUGAGACUGAAUGAAUGAAUGAAUAAUGUGUGGAAGAUGAUGAUGAUUGCAGGUUCCAUAUGUAUGUUUUCUUCAUAUGAAUGAAUGAAUCAUUUGAAGCUUUUCAUCUUCUUCCUUUUAUGAACAUGAAGUUUUUCAUGUGAAUUGCUGUUAUGGUUGAACAAGAAGCUUUGUGUUGGGAUUGUGUGCACUUUAAAUGUGGUUUAUGAAAUGCUUGAGCAUAUUUUCCAAUUUAAAGAUGUAAAAUGAACAAAUUCUGAAAUG
Cuscuta campestris is the source of this 1270-nucleotide messenger RNA. The record is from the annotation of a GenBank genome assembly. NCBI's taxonomy places the organism in Eukaryota, Viridiplantae, Streptophyta, Magnoliopsida, Solanales, Convolvulaceae.